GCGGCCGUCUUACAGCGAAGACGACCACUGCUCGGGGCACGCAACGCGUCUUCCUAUGCAAGCGCGUUCCUCGACUCCAUCAAAGAUGUGGGGCAUCCAGCCAGACACCUCACGUACCCAAGAGCAACGCCAUUCUACGAACAACUCAAACCCAUCCCGUCCGUCCGGUAUACGAAGUCUUUCCUCUUCCUCACCGCCCUGGCUGUCUCCCUCGCGAUGGACGUCACUUGGAAGUACUGGCCGCAGAAACAGAUCACCAUUACCAAAGAAGACGGGACAACUGAAGAAGCUUACGCGCCUCGACCUAUUAGCCACCGUCUUCUCAUGCUCACUAUGCAUCUCGGCAUCGGCGCGUCCGUGGCUGCUUACCUUGUGAACAAACGACAAAUGCACGUACAUAAGGUCUGGUUGCUACCCAGGACCGUUCGGAAAAAGCAGGGAAAGACGCUCUCGAACGUCCCACAAGAAAUCAAGCCAACGAUGGACGUGGUGGUGAAAACGUAUUCGUGGCAUUCUCCUAGAUCCACCUUUGCAUAUAGUCCCUCCGUCGCGGGGUUCACGUCCUCUGGCGAAGACGUUACCCUUCGUGUUGCUUUGGAGCCCGGCAAACCAGCAAACACCUUUAUCCUGAAGACGAAGGGGGUUCUUGUAGAUGGGAAGGCUGUACCCAGGAUAUUAGCGAAGGAUUCGAUUUUGAGUUCGUUCCAUUCAAAGAUCGUUUAGCUCUCACGACUUGGUACAGUACAGUGAGUUCUGGUAUGUCCACUUCCUAUAAACCCACGUUUCUGCGGCUCAGAAAGGGCGUCAUCAUGGAUCAGAAGACCAUCGCAGGCGGGUGGGAGGGUUCCAGCUAUACUCUUGAGUUUCCUGACGUGCGAUACCAGCAUGAACCUACAAGUACAGCAUAUACAACGUCACAUGUCGCAGGACCAUAACUUCUAUUGCUUGCUGAGUAGCUGCACACAAGGUCGAUAAGCGA
Pisolithus orientalis is the source of this 979-nucleotide messenger RNA. RefSeq lists its product as uncharacterized. The record is from RefSeq and is a predicted model, not a curated record. The transcript has 2 exons. The annotation marks the transcript as partial. NCBI's taxonomy places the organism in Eukaryota, Fungi, Basidiomycota, Agaricomycetes, Boletales, Pisolithaceae.